AUGUCGGAUGAUACUGAAGCCUUGUUCUCAAGCCUAACACUUGAGGAAAAGCUCAGCUUAAUUGCGGGUGAGUCCCAAUGGCGAACAGCCAACAUCGAACGCCUGGGGAUUCCUUCCCUAAAGAUGUCAGAUGGACCCUCUGGAGCACGUGGAGAGAUCUUCGGCGAGGGCGUUCCAGCCGCUUUUCUUCCCUCGGGUGUGAGUCUGGGAGCAACUUGGGACCGAGAUAUUCUAUUCGAGAUUGCCCAGUUGCUAGGAGAUGAAUGCAAAUCCAAGUCCGCAUCGGUAUUGCUUGCUCCUACCAUCUGUAUUCAUCGGCAUCCACUCGGCGGCCGCAAUUUUGAAUCUUUCAGUGAAGAUCCAUACCUCACUGGAAGCCUGGCAACGGCUUACGUCCGAGGCCUUCAGUCUCGCGGCGUAGGUGCAACACCAAAGCAUUUUGUUGCCAAUGACCAGGAGACCAAACGGUUUAAGUACAAUGCUCACAUUGCGCCCCGUGCCUUACGUGAAAUCUAUCUGUUGCCGUUCCAGAUGGUCGUUCGUGAUGCAGACCCAUGGUGCAUGAUGACAGCUUAUAACAAGGUAAACGGUCAUUACUGUGACGCAUCCAAAGAGCUGCUCACUGAUAUCGCUCGGGGUGAAUGGGGUUGGGAUGGUGUUUUCACAAGUGAUUGGGGCGGAACUACUUCCACGGUUGCGUCUAUCAACAACGGCCUUGACCUGGAGAUGCCCGGACCACCUACCAAGCGCUCCAAGGCCGCUCUCGGGCAGCCUCUUCAGGAGGGCUUGAUUAAUCUGGACCGAGUAGAUGAGUCUGCAGGCCGUAUACUCCGACUUCUCAAAAAGGCGGGCCGAUUUCUGGAUCCUAGGGACGACCCGGAGCUGUGCGAUGACACACCUGAGAAAAGAGCCCUGCUUUGUCGUGCAGCUAGUUCCGGGAUCGUGAUGUUGAAAAAUGAGGCAAACGCUUUACCUAUAAAGCCAUCCGAAGGUCUUAAAAAGCUCGCCAUCCUCGGGCCCAACGCGCAAAGAGUCGUUGCCGGCGGUGGUGGAAGUUCCUACAUCAAAGCCCCAUACUGGACUUCUGUUCACGACUCAGUCAAGGAGGAAUUCCAUCAUACUACCACAGAGAUCGUGACUGUGGCUGGUGCUAAAGUCAAUCGCUACCUUCCCGUCUGCGGGGUUGUGCAAAAUCCGGAUACUGGGAAAGCUGGAGCCGCCAUUGACUGGUUUAAUGGCCAGGAUUUUGCGAAUUCUCCAGUCGCAAAAACUCACACUGAUGACCUCUAUUACAUGUCUUUUGGCACCGUCCCACCCGAGCUCAAUGGUGCGGCUGCCAACUGGUCGUUCCGCAUCCGCGCUACGCUACGACCUUUGACAUCUGGGCGUCACGCAAUAUCCCUAGCCUCAAUCGGGCCGGCAGAACUGUACCUCGAUGGAGUCCUCAUAUCGGAACAGUCCGGUGCCUAUGAUGAGAAAGGCAGUCUAUUCUUCACCUAUGGCAGUGAGGAGAAGGUGGUUCCUGUCGAUAUGAUUGCGGGACGGGAUUAUGACAUCCGCAUCGAUUAUCGGUCACACGAUCGACAACUCCAGCCCGAGCUUCUCGCUCUGCUGGAUCCGAUGGAAGAUCAAUUCCAAGGAAUUCGCCUCGGCUUCGAGGAGUUCGAUACAAUGGACCGACCUGCUGAGGCGGCACAGCUAGCAUCAAAGUGUGACGCUGCAAUUGUUGUCGUUGGACGUGACAAGGAGUGGGAGACAGAAGGUCAGGAUAUCUUAGCCUUCGACUUGCCCGGAGAACAGGUGCGGUUGAUUCGUGAAGUGGCUGCUGUUUGUAAACGCACGAUCGUGUGCGUACAGGCCGGAACUCCCGUCAGAAUGGAUGAAUGGAUAGAUGAUGUGCAGGGAGUUCUGUAUACUUGGUACCAAGGUCAGGAACUAGGAAAUGCCGCGGCGGCUGUGCUGUGUGGUCAAGUUAACCCUUCCGGCCGGCUGCCAAUGACUUUUCCACGACGAGUGGAAGAUUGUCCUGCGUUCUCCUCGUUUCCGGGAGAGGAAAAUGAAACCUAUUACUCCGAAGGAUUGUUCGUUGGUUACCGAUGGUGGGAUCUUCUCUCCAUUGAACCCUUGUUCCCUCUCGGGUUCGGCCUCUCGUACAACAAUUUUGAGGUUUUGCCGGGUUCUAUUAGCACUCAGCACCUUGUAGAGGGUCCCCCUCUAACGUUGACUGUUCAUGUUAGCAACACUGGAGGUAGCGAUAUACCUGGCCGGGAGACGGUUAUCGCGUGGUUCUCUCAAUGCUCGCCCAGGCGGUUGACGAGGCCCAAGAAGCAGAUCUGCGGAUUUUCCAAGUCACGUCCAUUAUCGCCAAAUGAAAAGCAAGAGGUUGAGAUCGAGGUCGAUUUCCAUGCUUUUGGCAUGUAUGAUACGAAGCAGGGCGUGUGGAUUGUCGACGCAGGGGCUGAGUUCGAGAUCCUCGUAGGAACAACAGCAUUGAAUGCGGUACCUACUUGGAAGUUAAAGGCAACUCAGGAGAUUAGUUGGAUCCGCUAG
Molecule: messenger RNA, 2550 nt
Organism: Penicillium crustosum
Lineage: Eukaryota; Fungi; Ascomycota; Eurotiomycetes; Eurotiales; Aspergillaceae
Product: beta-glucosidase
Exons: 5
Coding region: 1-2550 (849 amino acids)
Biological process (GO): glucan catabolic process
Molecular function (GO): beta-glucosidase activity
Source: RefSeq, a predicted model, not a curated record